Molecule: messenger RNA, 3206 nt
Organism: Etheostoma cragini (Arkansas darter)
Lineage: Eukaryota; Metazoa; Chordata; Actinopteri; Perciformes; Percidae
Gene: gmeb1
Product: glucocorticoid modulatory element binding protein 1
Exons: 10
Coding region: 557-2362 (601 amino acids)
Biological process (GO): positive regulation of transcription by RNA polymerase II
Cellular component (GO): nucleus
Molecular function (GO): DNA-binding transcription activator activity, RNA polymerase II-specific; RNA polymerase II cis-regulatory region sequence-specific DNA binding
Source: RefSeq, a predicted model, not a curated record
UACGACACUAGCGGUAGUUUUAACCAGGGAUUUCGGGUAUAUUGCGGAUGGGGUUCAGCCAGCUAGGCUCGUACAGAAUGGAGGGGCAACGCCGCCGCCGUGCCGUUGUUUGCUGUACGUGCCGCCGCACAGGGAGACGUCAUUUUGAGGGGGAGCGGAGAGUUAAAAUGCAGAGUUACGAAGGGACGUACGGUUCAGAGACAAGCUGCACGUAACCGUCACACUGUAAAUGCAAAGCUUUACCCGCCUCGGACAGUAAAGUUCACAAUAUUGUCCAGAUUACCACAUAAUAAAUUACGCCCUUGCGUUAGCCAUAAUGGCUACCGCCGAGCCUAGUCUGAGAGGCUGUGUGGAUCUCAACAGCGAAAAGCAGCCAGCUGCCCACGGCGGUCGUGAUAACCCACUUAACUUUGGCACAUAGGAGUAUUUUAUCUGCAGCCGAACGGAUGGAUUUAGCUUCAGCAUAACUGUGAAUGGUCCACCAAGCCCACAUGAACAAACUCCUUGAUAGCUUUUGUAUGAAAGCACCCCCCCUCUCUAGACUACUCUGAGUGCGAUGGCGACCACCGACGAGGUCACAGUGUCGAUGGCGGAGGUGGUGAUGGUCAAGGGGGAUAGUGAAGGAGACCCAGAUGACCCGAAUAAGACUCAGGUCAUCCUCCAGCUCCAGCCAAUCCCCACUGGAGAUGAAUCUGCUGAAACAGAUGCAGCUGUCAUGACUGUUGAAGCACAUCCAGAACAAACUGAUGGAGAAGACGUUGAAAUUGGCUGUCCCAUAACAUGUGGCGAGAGUAAAGCUGUGUUACUAGUGAAGAAAUUUGUAUGCCCAGGAAUCAAUGUAAAGUGUGUCAAGUAUGAAGACCAACUGAUCAGCCCUAAGCAGUUUGUGCACAUGUCCGGGAAAGCCACUCUGAAAGACUGGAAGAGAGCCAUCCGGAUGGGUGGAGUCAUGCUAAGAAAAAUGAUGGAUUCGGGUCAGCUCGACUUCUACCAGCACAGCACACUGUGCACCAACACAUGUCGCAGCACCAAGUUUGACCUAUUAAUUAACAACACGCGGUUCCCUCCUGACGGCUCCGGGCUGACCACGCCCACAUCCUCUCAAGCUCAGGUGGUCCUGGGUAAUGGUGGCACAGCGGGCGAGGACAGAGCAGAAGUUCUGAGUGCGAAGAUGGACUGGAUUUCAAGCUCGCUGGAGGCUGCGGACAGAAAGGAAUCAAAUGAGAUCUCAGAGGACACGCUGAACUUCUGGAAGGGUAUCGCUGAUGUGGGUUUGCUGGGUGAAGUGGUGACCAACAUCAGCACAGAGCUGCUGGAGCUGCUGAACGGCGUGCAGCAGCGCAGGGAGCCAGCUGGCUUACAGGACACAGAUUCCUGUCUGGUAGAGGUGGCGGUGCUCAGCAACCUUGCCCAAGUGUUCGGCCUGCUCGACUCGGUCAAGAAGACACUGGAGAAGACGAGGCAGCAGAUGGAUCCCAGCCAGGAGCACACCCUCAGCACGCUCACCAACCUGGAGGUGCAGCUGGAAGAACAGAGGAAGCAGCAGCAGGUGCGAGCUCUGCUGUCCUGCCCGCAGCCCGCCAAAAACAAAACUCCCACAAAGCGCCAGACCAAGCGGCCGCGUCUUCAGAGGCCUGCCUCCACCACCACCCUCUUGACCUCGUCCAUCAACCAGCAGGCUGCCCUGCAGCCCCAGCAGUUCACCGUGCUCUCCCCCAUCUCGCUGUCCUCGGUGGGCCAGCCGUUUACCAUGGGAGGCCUGCCCAUCGCCUCCCUGGCCCAGUCCUCCAACACGGUCACCCUGCUCCCCGCCGGCUCGCAGCUUUUCACCCGCUACAUGGUGACAACCGGAGACGGAAAAGGGGACACCAUCACCUUGCACCCGUCCUCGGGCCUCACACUGGUGGGCACCACCAUGCAGGACUCCAGCCAGCUGGGCACCAUGGUGAGUCCCAUAGAGCUGCUGCACCUGAGCCAGCAGGCCGGCGGCGGCGAGAUGGUGCCCAUAGAAGGCCAGGUGAUGGAUGGCACCAUGCUGGUGCAGCAGGAGGUGAUGCAGAGCGACGCGGAGGCCGGCCAAGAGCACACGGUCAUUGAGAUCAACCCGGCUCCCAUGGAGCAGGCGGUGGGAGUGAUGGAGCUGCAGCUGAGCGAGGAGCCGGGCAGAGACGGAGCCGCCAUGAUGGUCCAGAGCGCAAUGGAGGUGACCAUGGCUGCAGCGGGGGAGGAGACACAGUGCCAAAUGCAGGAAGCACAGACUGGGGGGGUCCAGGGGCUGCAGCUGGACGCCAGCGGACAGUUGUCAGGGGUACAGAUAGUUGUAAUAGAAGAAAACACUCAGGAAGAAAACACGGUCAAAUAAAACACACCUCCUAUUUUACCCAGCAGAGCAGGUAUGGACUCGUACGAAGCGAUCACAGACUUGUUAAACUGUAAAUACGCAGAUUUUCCAAAUCCACAAAUUGCCUUGGCCUAAGACCAAGCUCUAGGGGUAGCCAUUUGUGUGUGUGUGUGUGUGUGUGUGUGUGUGUGUGUGUGUGUGUGUGUGUGUGUGUGUGUGUGUGUGUGUGUGUGUGUGUGUGUGUGUGUGUGUGUGUGUGUGUGUGUGUGUGUGUGUGUGUGUGUGUGUGUUCCUCUCAACUUGUUGAUUUUCAUUGAAACAAAAAAAACAACAAGGAAUCUACAGGAUGCUUCUGUUUGUUUUGUAUUUAAAGUGUUAUUCUAGAUUUAUUACAACUUAGGUCAAAUACUUGUAAUUUUGGCUAUGAUUUCUAGCUGUAAUUAUAACUUUGUAUUCACCAAGUUAAACACUGAGACAUGAGAAUAUUUCAAUAUUUUUGACAGAAGUCAGGCAAUCAGGUUAGCCACACCUAAAGUAUCUGUUUUCCUGUACAAUGAUGGAUUAUUACUGAUAUUUUUGGUGUGCUAACUUUCACUUUUCCCUACAAAUAAAACAGGAGUGGAUCAGACUUUCCCUAAACACAGCCCCUGGACCCGUACCAGGUCCAUUUGCUACCAUGCCUUGAGGAAACAAAAUGAUGGCAAAAAAAGCUAAUCUGUGGUAAAAUGUCAGGCUAUUUUUGCAAACCUGUGGAUUUUGAUCUUUAAUAUGUCGUUCAACACCCACUUAGCUCGAUCUAAUCAUUCGAUCUGCUAAAUAUUGUGCUCACAUUACUGUAGCUCCAAACUAGAUAACAUUUAGGAGA